Molecule: messenger RNA, 1103 nt
Organism: Wallemia mellicola CBS 633.66
Lineage: Eukaryota; Fungi; Basidiomycota; Wallemiomycetes; Wallemiales; Wallemiaceae
Exons: 2
Coding region: 164-1060 (298 amino acids)
Biological process (GO): NAD+ catabolic process; NADP+ catabolic process
Cellular component (GO): cytosol
Molecular function (GO): NADH pyrophosphatase activity
Source: RefSeq, a predicted model, not a curated record
AAGUUGGUUAAGGAAUAACAAUAACUUUUUGAAUAGCGUUUUAAAGAAAUCUCAAUUCAUUCCUUUACAUAAUUUGAAUCCAUUGAUUACUAAUAACAAGUUAACAUCCUUACCUUUCGAUGACGCAAAGUCAUAUAUUGGAGAAUCUAACUAUGGAGAAUCUAUGACUAACGUUAAGGGAUCAUUUUUAGAAGGAUACAGACAAUCUAACACCCUCAUUGUUCUCCUCGGUGUAAAAGAGAGCGUUGAACAAAAAGCCAACGAUCCGCAAUAUGCACCAUCUGGGACUGUUUACUUUUGCUUUGACGCUACUCCUUUUCCUAAGGAGAAAUUUGAAUCAGCUACCACUAAAUUCCGAGAAGCUCGCUCUUUAAUCGGUGUACUCGAUAGUGAAGACUCCAAGAUAUUUGCUCAAGCGAGGUCAAUUGUUGACUGGAAUUUACGUCAUAAGUAUGAUUCAGGUUCAGGUAAACUGAAUUACAGUUGUUGGGCAGGUUGGAAGUUAUGUUGCUCUUCUGUAUUUGAGAAUCAAGACGCUAUAUCAGAAAGUUGGAAAGGCAUACAAAACUAUCACUACCCUCGUACUGAUCCAGUUGUUAUUAUGGCCGUUCUUUCACCUGAUAAGCAACAGAUUCUCCUCGGACGUAAUAAACGUUAUGCAUCUGGUAUGUAUAGCUGUCUAGCCGGUUUCGUCGAAGUCGGUGAGACUUUUGAAGAGGCAGUUGCACGCGAAGUUUGGGAAGAAAGCUGUACAAAAGUGAAAGACGUACAAUACUUUGCUUCACAACCAUGGCCAUACCCAAGUUCUUUAAUGACAGGAUUUUACGCCAUCGCUGAUGAUAAGACUGAUUACAAGAAGUUUAGAACUGACCUUGAUCCUGAGUUGGAAGAGGCUAGAUGGUUCACACGUGAAGAAGCCGCAGAGAUGGCUAAGAAUUCACCUUCAUCACUCGGAGACAAACCAUCAGAAAAUGUUCUUUUCAUCCCAAAUAGACAUGCCAUUGCAGGCGAGCUCAUAAGGAAUUGGCUAAACGGAUUUGAGAAAAAGAGCGCUAUUUAACUAUCUAAAAAGGGAUUUGUACUUAUGACACAUUAAGGAUUUU